AUGGAAAUCGAAGACCAAUGAGCCAACCCGAUCAGUAAUUCUCCCAGCCUCAAGCGUUCUCUCAGCAUGGCUGGCUCUAUUGGCUAAGGAACAAGGUGUUACAGUACUAAUUGUUUGUUUGUGUUAUCAUCUUCAGCUAGUUUGCGCACGCCAAAGGGAACGAUCUGGAAAAGAAAUAGCUAACUUGAAGUGGCCUGGACUGGACAAAUAUACCCUGACAAUAGUUAGUAUGCUCAGUAUCCUUGUGGGAUUUCGGGUGUGGAUACUGAACGGAAGUCUACCUCAGUUUUCUGAACAAGACAAUCCGGCUGCCUUUUCACAGUCAUUGCUCUCCAG
This is a messenger RNA of Limulus polyphemus (Atlantic horseshoe crab), 336 nucleotides long. RefSeq lists its product as uncharacterized. The annotation marks the transcript as partial. Gene Ontology annotation, biological process: protein O-linked glycosylation via mannose. The transcript is spliced from 3 exons. Gene Ontology annotation, molecular function: mannosyltransferase activity. Lineage: Eukaryota; Metazoa; Arthropoda; Merostomata; Xiphosura; Limulidae. The record is from RefSeq and is a predicted model, not a curated record.